AUGACGGGGUCGAUGGGGUGUGAUAACUGUGAUGCUGCUUCCGCCUUUACCGGUAGGCCGAAUAAGAUUGCGAUCCCUAGUCUUAAUGCGGCUCCUAGGGCAGACGCGAAUAACAAGGCGAGUCCGAAUGGGGCUCCUGUAGUUGAUGCGAAUAACGGGGCGAGUCCGAAUGGGGAUCCUAAAACGGACGCGAGUAACGGGACGAGCCCAAAUGGGUCUCCUACAGCGAGUAUGAAUUACAAGGCGAGUCCGAAUGCGGCUCCUACAGCAAACGCGAAUAACGGGACGAGUCCGAAUGGGGCUACUAUAGUGGAUAUGAAAAACAGGGCGAGUCAAACGAUUCCUACAAUGGCCGCAACCAGAAUGUUCAGAAAUAUGAAUUUUCACAUGGAUGUGAGUCGAAUGGCCGCUUGCAAUUUUAUGGCAAUGCCGGCGGAAACGCCGAAGGCGACACGAAGCGCAGUUGCUGAGGGUAGGCCAAAGAAGGUUGCUAAUCGAGUGGUGGUUUAUUCGAUGGGUGGCAAGUCGAAGGAAAAGCAUGGAAAGUCCUGGCUUUGCACGGGCUUUACAGAUCAAGGAUUGGCGAUAGUGGUUCCUAGAUUCACAGUUCGUUAA
Molecule: messenger RNA, 615 nt
Organism: Enterobius vermicularis (human pinworm)
Lineage: Eukaryota; Metazoa; Nematoda; Chromadorea; Rhabditida; Oxyuridae
Source: the annotation of a GenBank genome assembly